AGUAAUGGAAAGAAACUUUAAAGUCCUGCCAUUGUCUCUUUAUUUUAAAGACUGAGGGAUGAGCUGCAGGCUACGGGUGCUGUCAUCAGUAAGAAAAUCAAGCAGCCCUACUGUCUUUUUGUAAGACACAACGUUCGGUUGCAGUCAGUGCAGUUUCUUCAGGAUGUCCCUGUUCAAAGCACGGGACUGGUGGUCUACAACCGUUGGUGAAGAAGAAGAAUUUGAUUAUGGGUGCAUGUGCACUGCUAACGUGGACAACUGCAGCAGCGAAUAUGAUAAGAUAAUCAUAGGGAGUUUCCAUGGCACCCUGAGGAUUUUCAGCCCCUCCCCACCUAAGGCUGAGGACAAGGGGGUGAGCUUCAAACCGGAGGAUGUGCUGCUGGAGUCGCAGCUUAAUGCUCCUAUACUGCAUGUGGGAGUUGGCAAGUUUGUGUCAGGCACAGAGAAGCUUCACUUAGCCAUACUGCACCCCAGGAAGUUAUCAGUAUACAGUGUAUCAGCGGUAUCAGGAGCAGUUCAGCAUGGCAGCCAGUAUCAAUUCGUGCUUGUGUAUGAACACAACCUGCAGAGAACUGCCUACAGCUUCUGCUUUGGGCCAUUUGGUGGGGUCAAAGGUAAAGAUUUCAUCUGUGUCCAGUCCAUGGAUGGGACGGUUGCAUUGUUUGAGCAGGAGUCCUUUGCAUUCAGCCGUUUCCUGCCAGGGGCCGUGUUACCUGGGCCUCUUAAGUACAUCCCCCAAACUGACAGCUUUGUGACUGUGUCCUCCAACAGAUACCUCGAGUGCUACAAAUAUCAGACUUUGGCCGUAUCAACAGAUGGUCCUAAAGAGGAGUCCCAGAGCAUCAAGUCAGGCAAACGAUUAACCUGUGAUUGGGCGUUCAAUAUAGGAGAACAGGCCCGUAAUAUAGCUGUGAUAACUCUAAGUCAGAAUACACCAGCCGUGCUUGUAUUAGGAGAGAGAAGCAUACUGUGUGUGACAGACACAGGGAAACUGAAGUUUGCAAAGAAGCUGGAUUAUAGUGCUACCUGCUUGUGCGCUUACGCUGUAAAAGAGAACUCUAUCAGUUACCUGGUGGGCACUCAGACUGGCUCAGUACGUGUGUACCAAGACACCACCCUGAAGUGGGCGGCUACUAUGCAGCAUGUGGCAGUGCACCUGGAGGUGGCUACAUUCAGAGACCUGAAGGGUGUGAUCGUGAGUCUAAGUGACUGGGGCAGACUGGAGUGUUCUUAUCUGGGUACAGAUCCGGCCAUCUUUGUCCCACCGACAUCCGAGUCACGGGAAGUGAACUACACAGACAUGGAUAAAGAGAUGAUACAGCUACAGAGACAGAUUAAGGAAAAAUCUCACAAGACAAAUGUCCUGCCUUCUGUGUCGUCAGAAGAUGAUCUCAUCGUCAUGGCAACAACAAACCCAGAGCUGGACCAACCAUCAGUAGCCUCGGGUGUUGAAGUUCAAGAUGAUAUUUCUAUUCCCUCCAUAUCAGUAAAGAUCCAGUUUAAAUCAAAGAUUCUCAUAGAAAAUAUCAAAGUUGUCAUAGAAGUCUCCUGGCCCUUGGUGAUGAACCAAUCAGAAUUCUCCAUUCAUAGCAUUGAACCCACAAAGAGUGUGGAGAAGAUGGUGUCGGUGUUCCAGAGAGGUAAUUCCCUCCCGUCUGAUCUAACAGGUCACAUCAUGGCCAAAUACAAAAGUUCUUCAGGUGCACCUCGUGUCACCACCUCAACGUUUCGUCUGCCACUUAAGUUGGUGGUUAAACCUGUGGUACCCGUGAAGACAGCUGAGUAUAAAAUCACUAUCGAUACCAACAAGCCACCUGCAAACCUCAACGACAUCUUCCCAGACUUACUGGGGGAGAAUGCUGGGGGACCAGGUGCUGCCCUGGGUUUUCAGUAUUACGGAGGACCUCUUGUGACUUUGUUAGCCUCUAAAACAUCACAGAGGUACAGACUACAGUGUGAUAAUUUUGAGUCCAUGUGGCUAAUCACCACGGAGCUGGUAAAUCGGCUGACCAAUCAUUUUAACCGUGGGACAUCACAGGACUUCAAGGCCUCAUUUUCUGGUGCUAUCCCACUGAUGGAGUAUUUUGAGGUCGUUGACAGACAUUUUGAGUGUCGGUUGGAAGCUGAACACUGUAAGGAGAUGCUAGACCAGAGGGCAUCCCAGUUCCGGGCCAUACAGAGGCGUCUGCUCACCAGGUUCAAGGACAAGACCCCUGCCCCACUAGCCAACCUGGACACGUUACUGGACGGUACCUACAGACAGAUUGUGGCUCUGGGGGAUGCCAUAGAUGACAAGCGGUUAGAACAAAGACGAGCAGCCAACCUGCUGAGCUGUGCGACUAGGCUUCUGAAUCUUCUGCUGAAACUCUGGCUAGAGCUGACGGACAAGGAGAUGGUUGUGCUAGAGAGCUGCCUGACACCUGUCAUCACAGAAAGCGAGGAACAGGGCUGGGAGGAGAGUGUGGACUCUACAGUGACCCACAUGCUGCGGACUGUGCUAGCUAAGAGUUCCAAGGACACUACCGUCAACCCAAGUCCCAUGGGUCUGCCUCCAGACACCACCAAGCUGAAGAAACAUGUGGCGUUAUUGUGUGACCGCCUGGGGAAAGGAGCCAGACUGGUGGCUGGUGGACAAGGUGACCCCUUGGCAGGUAAGGAGAGAAGUCGACUGACAAGGACUGUGGAAGCAAACGGGAACACAGAAGAAUACUCUGAGAUAUCUAACCCCGACCAGUACCUGGGCAAACAGAAAAAACAAAGCAAAAAGAGUAAACACAGAGAGUUAGCUCCCCUGAAUGGGCCUGGACUGCCACCUGCCUUGGAGCAGCACAAUCCAUUGUCAGCAGGUUUCCAUGAUCUCAAGAGGCAGAAGGACAUAGAGAAACUAGUUCCAGACCUCGACGAUUUAGGGCCUGUGGUGGACCAAGGUGGUUCUGAAGAUAUAAUCAAUGGGAGACAGAACAGGGAGAUGCUGUCAUUAUGAGGUCUGCAGGCCAGGUAGGUUCAACCCGUUCCCACUUUUGGCACACCCAUAUCUGCACUCCAGAGACGAUCAACACCACCCAGUCACCUGAACACUUCUUCAGGAGUCAGUCCUAAGUCAAGGAGGGGAUUUGUCCGUCCGUUGUAAACAGUCUGUGAUCAUCAUUGUCUAUCAUCAUUGGGCUCAUGUGUGACUACUCAGCUUUUCCCACCUUCACAUGCCAGUUCUCUGCUGUUGUGCAUCAGUGCUGGUGAAUUGUUUUUUUCCUUUACGAGCAACAGAUCUACAGAAACAAUGACGUAUUACAGAAAAGAGUAAAUAUAUUGGAACAGUUUGUUUCUUAAUUAGAAAGCAAUGUUACCCACUGAGCAGUGAACACGGUUACAUCUGUGUAAGGGGUGUUGGAAGGCGUACACAUAUCUCCAUGCUUCAGGCAUUCUCACUCAGACAUGUUUUGUUAGAGGUCUUUAAUGUAUUUGUGUGUAUGUAUAUGAUUGUACUGUUAACAAGCCUUGAAUGUAUACUUUGGUUGGCUCACUGAGUGAAAUUUUUGUGAAAUUUGGGAGAGUUUGUUAGUUACAGUACUUCAUACUCAAGGUUGCAAAUUUCCUCUAUGCAGUCAACUUUCUUCUCGGCACACAGCUAUCCUCUAGACACUUAGCUUUCCUCUAGGCACUCAGCUUUCCUUUAGGCACUCAGCUUUCCUCUAGGCACUUAGCUUUCCUCU
Messenger RNA from Liolophura sinensis, 3710 nucleotides. RefSeq names its product protein PTHB1-like. Gene Ontology annotation, molecular function: protein binding. Gene Ontology annotation, biological process: cilium assembly. NCBI's taxonomy places the organism in Eukaryota, Metazoa, Mollusca, Polyplacophora, Chitonida, Chitonidae. The coding region runs from base 164 to 2983 and encodes 939 amino acids. The record is from RefSeq and is a predicted model, not a curated record. The transcript is spliced from 24 exons. Gene Ontology annotation, cellular component: membrane; BBSome.